Molecule: messenger RNA, 408 nt
Organism: Kluyveromyces marxianus DMKU3-1042
Lineage: Eukaryota; Fungi; Ascomycota; Saccharomycetes; Saccharomycetales; Saccharomycetaceae
Gene: COX23
Product: Cox23p
Exons: 1
Coding region: 1-408 (135 amino acids)
Source: RefSeq, a predicted model, not a curated record
AUGGCUGACAAAUCUCCCGAAUCGAAUAAAUCUCCAGAUGCAAAAACAACAGCGAAUUCCACUGCUGAACAGCAGCUUCAACGCGACAAGAGAAACUUACCUGAAAACGUAGAUCCAAGUCUCCAGACAAACAAGAACCAAGUCGACUUCGCCCCAGAAAAGGCCGACGUUAACUCCUUUAAAUUCUACCCAGACGACCCUGAGUCCACGCUAAACCGCUUCAGAUUCUCAGCAAAGGGCGCCUCAGAGUACUACGAUCCAUGCCAAGAAUCCUCCAAAAUGUCUUUCAAAUGCCUCGAACUGAACAAUUACGAUAGAGACCUGUGCCGUGACUACUUCGACGCAUACAGAGAGUGCAAAAAACAGUGGCUAAAGGCCAGAAGACAAAAUAGAGAAUUCUGGGAGUAA